UAAGACCCUCCGGGUUUGUCAACAAACGGCGGCGUCACGGUUCACGCUCGCGACGCGCUCUACGCGGGAGUCCAGGGGAAACGGCUCAACGGAAGCGCGCGCUGACGGUUGUACUUAUCCGACAGCUCUGACAGGUCUUUGUGCUUUAGCUUGAUAGCCUAAGAAGCUAACCUAGCUAGCUAGCCUAAGACGCUAACCUAACCGGGUGAGCUAGGUUAGCUAGGGUAGGGUCCCCUAGGUUAGCUAGGUUAACUAAGCUAUCUAGGUCCCCUAGGUUAGCUAGGUCCCCUAGGUUAUCUAGGUCCCUUAGGUUAGCUAGGUUAUCUAGGUCCCCUAGCUUAGCCAGGUUAACUAAGCUAUCUAGGUCCCCUAGGUUAUCUAGGUCCCUUAGGUUAACUAGGUUAUCUAGGUCCCCUAGGUUAGCUAGGUUAUCUAGCUAGCUUGAGUAGCCGCCCGAAUGCGCUCUUGCUGAAGCUCCGCUACCUCAGCCAUCCGCUAGGCCUUUAGGGAACUUCUGCAGCGGCUUGAACAUGUCCUGCGGUCGGCAGCAGCAGGCCGGCGGCGGGCCAGGGUCUGUCCCCGGGACGAGCUCCGGGGGCCCUACGGGUGCCAGCGGCGGCGGCGGCAGCAGCAGCGGCACCCCGAACGGCAGCAGCCCCGGUAACGGGCUCUCUUCGCGGACACCGGGCCCGGGAGCAGCGGUCUCGUCUGCUGCGAGCCACAGCAGGAAGAGGCCGCUCCACAACGGCCUGAUGAGCCCCUACGAGGACAAGAGUAACGACUUCGUUUGCCCCAUAUGUUUUGAGAUGAUAGAGGAGGCCCACAUGACAAAAUGUGGCCACAGUUUCUGUUACAAAUGUAUACGACAGAGUUUGGAAGACAGCAACAGGUGUCCAAAAUGUAAUUACAUAAUUGACAACGUGGACCAGCUCUACCCCAACUUCCUCGUGAAUGAACUGAUCCUGAAACAGAAGCAGAGGUCGGAGGAGAAGCGACUGAAGAGGGACCACCCUGUAAGCAACGGAACCAAGUGGCAGUUUUUCCAAGACGUUCUUGGCACAGACCAGGAGAACCUGGAUUUAGCAAACGUCAACUACAUGCUGGAGCUGUUGGUCCAGAAGAAGAAGCAGCUUGAAGCGGAAUCACAAGCAGCCCAGCGGCAGAUCCUGAUGGAGUUCCUGAAGGAAGCCAGAAGGAACAAGAGAGAGCAACUGGAACAGUUGCAGAAAGAACUCAACUUUCUGGAGGAGGACAUAAAGCGUGUAGAGGAGAUGACGAGGCUCUACUCACCAGAGAGCGACAUGGACCAUAAUCUGGACAGCACGGUGCCUCAGUUUGGGGAAGAGAACCCUCCUGCCCCCAGCAGCUGUAUGAUGGAACACACCGAAUACAUCCAGCCUCCGCAGUUCGGAGGAAGUUCCCAGGGCAAGAGGCAGACCUGGUACAACAGCACGCUGGCCUCUCGGCGGAAGAGGCUGACGGCACACUUUGAGGACUUGGAGCAGUGCUACUUCUCCAACCGCAUGUCUCGGAUCACGGAUGACGGCAGGACUGUAAACCAGCUCGACGACUUUAUGGAAUGUCUCUCCAAAUUCACACGUUACAACUCUGUUCGGCCCCUGGCCACUCUGUCCUAUGCCAGUGACCUGUACAACGGCUCCAGUAUCGUCUCCAGCAUAGAGUUUGACCGUGACUGUGAUUACUUCGCCAUCGCCGGUGUCACCAAGAAAAUUAAGGUGUUUGAAUACGGUACGGUGAUCCAGGAUGCUGUGGACAUCCAUUAUCCCGUCAACGAGAUGACGUGCAACUCCAAAAUUAGCUGUAUCAGUUGGAGUAGUUACCAUAAGAACCUGCUGGCGAGUAGCGACUAUGAAGGGACGGUCAUCCUUUGGGAUGGGUUCACAGGGCAGCGGUCAAAGGUUUAUCAGGAGCACGAGAAGAGGUGCUGGAGCGUGGACUUCAACCUGAUGGACCCCAAACUCUUGGCGUCGGGCUCAGACGAUGCAAAAGUCAAAUUGUGGUCUACCAAUCUGGACAACUCGGUGGCCAGCAUCGAGGCCAAGGCCAACGUCUGCUGCGUGAAGUUCAGCCCCACGUCUCGCUACCACCUUGCCUUCGGCUGCGCAGACCACUGUGUCCAUUACUAUGACCUGAGGAACACCAAACAGCCCAUCAUGGUCUUCAAAGGUCACCGCAAGGCCGUGUCUUACGCCAAGUUCGUUAACGGCGAAGAGAUCGUGUCUGCGUCCACAGACAGCCAACUAAAGCUCUGGAACGUCGGCAAACCGCACUGUCUGCGCUCCUUCAAGGGUCACGUCAACGAGAAGAACUUUGUGGGUCUGGCCUCCAACGGUGACUACGUGGCCUGCGGAAGUGAAAACAACUCCCUGUAUUUGUACUACAAGGGCUUGUCCAAAACGCUGCUCACCUUCAAGUUUGACACGGUCAAGAGUGUCCUGGACAAGGAGAAGAAGGAAGACGACACCAACGAGUUCGUCAGCGCCGUGUGCUGGAGGGCGCUGCCCGAUGGGGAGUCAAAUGUGCUGAUCGCAGCCAACAGUCAAGGAACCAUCAAGGUACUGGAGCUGGUUUGAAGGCGAGCCCAGCCCAGCCCCGCGGUACUGAGCCGUCACCUGGCUUGUUCUCCUUGUCGGAGGAGGCGUGUGGCCCUGCUGAAACUCCGGCUGGCUUGACGCGAAUGUUUCCAGUGAGCCAUGUCCAAGCACGACAGGCACAGCUGAGAAUCUCCCGACUUUCAUAUCAAACCUGAACUUUGCGGGACGGCCUGGCCGUCCCACACUUCAGUACGAGUGUCGUUUGAGACGGAGUGAGACUAACUGAAACACGAGAUGAGCUUUUAUGGGACGGAUAGGUGAUGAACGGGUGCUUUCUUUUCGGAAGCAAUCGGUUGAGUAAAAGCGUUAACACGGAGACAUUUUAGUAACAGACAAACUCCCAGACCUGUUGUGAACGUUUAGUGGCGGCACAUCUAACACACACACACACACACACACACACACACACACACACACACACACACACACACACACACGGAGCCAAAGCACAAACCCGGAACACAACAAAACUGCCUUCUGUUAUAUAAAUGACCAAUCCCCACCUCCGCGGUUCAGUCCGUAGUCUUCGUACGCCCUUGUCUUUUGAUGCGUUCAGUGUCGGCGGAGCCACAAAAACGGACGUUUUCGGUUUGGCCCAUGCAGGUGGCCUCUCUCUCUCUCUCUCUCUCUCUCUCUCUCUCUCUCUCUCUCUCUCUC
Molecule: messenger RNA, 3272 nt
Organism: Electrophorus electricus (electric eel)
Lineage: Eukaryota; Metazoa; Chordata; Actinopteri; Gymnotiformes; Gymnotidae
Gene: cop1
Product: COP1 E3 ubiquitin ligase
Biological process (GO): proteasome-mediated ubiquitin-dependent protein catabolic process
Molecular function (GO): ubiquitin protein ligase activity; protein binding
Source: RefSeq, a predicted model, not a curated record